Molecule: messenger RNA, 1037 nt
Organism: Zerene cesonia (dogface butterfly)
Lineage: Eukaryota; Metazoa; Arthropoda; Insecta; Lepidoptera; Pieridae
Gene: Mpp6
Product: M-phase phosphoprotein 6
Exons: 1
Coding region: 183-584 (133 amino acids)
Biological process (GO): maturation of 5.8S rRNA
Source: RefSeq, a predicted model, not a curated record
UCAAAAGUCAAAACACAUUACUUAUUACACAAUCCGCGUCAUAUCCCCGUGUUUUGGUAAUAACACGUUCUAAAGCAUUCAUGUUAUAAUCAAUAAAUUGUCGCAAAUAUUUCUUAAUUAUUUUCUCUCAAUUUAGAAGAGUAAAAUCGAAUCAAUCGUAUUUUAUGAGAAAUUAAAUAAAAAUGGCAGCGAUGAAAAAACCAACAUUACCGAAAUCUGUGUUAGAUAUGAAAUUUAUGAAAAAGACUAAGGAUAGAUUACAAAAAGAGUUGGAAAACGUUGAAGAUCACGAGAGCUUAUACGCGAAUGUAAUUACAAAUGAAAUGAAGCAUGCCUCCGGAAAUUAUAUAGCAGAAUCUAGUUUUAUAUUUUGCGAGGAUCUUUUAGAGGGAAGGUUAUCCUUUAAAGGCAUGAAUCCUGAAAUAGAAAGACUCAUGGAGCUGGAGAAAAAGCCUGAUAUCGAUGAUGAGGAGGAUAUGAAAAAAGAUGUAUCUGAUGAACUUUUGGCUAAAAAAAUGAAUAAAUUUAAUAGAAAAAGGAAUUCAAGUCCCAGUAAAUACAGUAUUGGUAAGAAGAAAAAGUAAAUGAUAUAUUAACUCAAAUAGAAUUGAAUUUUAACCUUUUAAAGCUAAUCUUUGAUAAAUCUACAAUUACUGUGUUGAGUGAGGUAUUUUAUUUAGUUUAUCUAUGUGAUAGUUAUAAAAUAAAACCUAUGGCAGGUUUAAAUCACAUUUAUUUUAUUACAACAUAAUGUUAUAUACAAAGUAUAUCAGUCUAUUAUAAAACAAUUUUCUGCAAGUGUUAAUCUUAUAAGAAAAUCUCAAGCAUGAAUGUUUUACCUUCAGUUUUAACUCUUAAAAAGGAAUUAAACUAUUUCUAUCAAACAUAAAAAUGUAACUGUAAUGUUUUCUUGUUUUAUGUAAUAACAAUAAGAACAUUGAACUGAAAUAUACAUCCUAUAAUAAGAAUGUUAAAAUAAUGCAUAGAUUUAGUACUUCCUACUUCAAUUGUUUAAAACUAGAUACACAAAACUGUAC